AACCUCGGCGCUUUUCCUUUUCCUUUCACUUUCAGUGGACGAGCAAGAGGAGUUCUAGUUGGACGGCGUGUGUGUGUUGUGUCGCUGUCGUUAUUGACUAAGAGACGGCAUUUCUUCCUCCUCUUCAUCGUAGUAUAAGCAAGCAUCGCAAUCAGUGUUUCACGAUGAAGCUUCUCGUUUGCCUUUCAUUACUGCUAGUGUUAGCAUGUUCUGCACAUGCCAGGCUAUCGAUGACCAUGCAGGCUACCAUCCUGAGAGCGCACAACGAAGCCAGGAGUCGAGUCAAACCAACUGCCUCUAACAUGGAGAGAAUGGUCUGGAACCCUACACUGGCACUCAUUGCGCAAGAGCACGCUGAGAACUGUGCGUGGGAACCGAAUGACAUACGUCACGCCGAGGCGGAGCAUCUCUUUCCCGCCGGUGUGGGCGAGAACAUGGCACUGAACUACGGAAGCUCGGCCAUCAUCAACCAGAACCCGGUGCAGUUCAUCCGUGAAUGGGUUGCUGAGGGACAGUACUACAACAUCACACACAACACUUGUGAAGUGGACAGAGUCUGUACCCACUAUACCCAGAUGAUGACUGCCAACACGGUAGCAGUUGGCUGCGGCUUCCACGUAUGCCAGGAGAUGGAGUUUUUCGGAGCAAUUCUGCCGCUGGCCGCUUUCUUCAUCUGCAAUUACGGUCCACAAGGCCCAGCAGUGACCCAGCAGCUGCGACCAUACACGGCUGGCCCACCGUGUUCAUUCUGCCCGGCGGGCAAGCAGCUGUGCAUGGACAACCUGUGCGAGAUUGGCAUUGCACGUGCACCGCCAGCUCUGUCUUACCCAACUGGUAUGCCCAUGAACCAGGGGCCUGGCGUCAUCGACCCUACCAUGUCAAUCUUCGAGACAGUGGCACCGGGGGCCACUGUGCAGGUGCGCACCGACCAAUUCGGUGUUGUCAUCACCGACGCACCUCCACUGGCUGGUGCGGAGACACCCGCUGGCCCUGGUGCAAGCACUGGUGCAGCUGCUGUCGCAGUGACAGUGGACCCAAGCACACUGAACUGCACCAGCCCAGCCACUGUCAACGAGCGUGAGCACUGCUGGCUGCAGGCAUGGACAGACUGGAGGCGCAAGUUCGACAGCUGGGUGCACAGCAACUGCCCCGGACCAUAAGCAACCAGACGCAAGACCACCGAGACACCUUCCGCGACAGUCACCCCUUGCAAAUAAUCCCCGAAUUACGCACGGAUUUUAUUCACAAUGAUCAUUUGCAACCAUCAAUACGUUUGAAGUACGAUCAGGCAGGCUCAGCAUUCACCCUUAUGCCAACCCAUAAACUGUACAUGGUCUAAUUAUACACCGUGGGCAGCACUGGGCCAAAUUACUUAUCUUCAAAAUCGCUAUGCAUCACUGUGACAUCAACUGCCACCGAUGUAAUUGUAACAUUUUCUAAACGAUAUUGAUGACUUGUUCUACAAUGGUACUAUGGCUUAGUAGAUUUCUGCUUGUAACUUCAUCUUCUCUUCUAUCUUCAGUCCUGCUCUCGUACUGAGAAAACUCUGUAUUAUAUUUGCUGUUACCAUGCUCAAUCUCUUCCUACACAUGGGAACGCAGCAUGGGAAAAGGAAGUGGUGACAAUCACCGGUAUCCCACCAGUACCUACCCACUCUACACUCUCAUGCAGCCUUGGUGCGUUACCCUGGUUACCGCUUUUAAAUUCUCUUUUCUUCUUUCUUCUUCAUAUCCUCAGGAAUGAAUGCAUUAUCUUAUCACAGCUGACUAUAGCUGUGAUCUUUCAGUAACUUAUACGAUUCUCAUCAAGUUCUUUUGCAAGAACCAACCCCAGUCGAAUGACGUUAUCUACA
Sycon ciliatum is the source of this 1852-nucleotide messenger RNA. RefSeq names its product peptidase inhibitor 15-like. The coding region runs from base 165 to 1160 and encodes 331 amino acids. The transcript is spliced from 5 exons. The record is from RefSeq and is a predicted model, not a curated record. Lineage: Eukaryota; Metazoa; Porifera; Calcarea; Leucosolenida; Sycettidae.